Miscanthus lutarioriparius is the source of this 507-nucleotide messenger RNA. The record is from the annotation of a GenBank genome assembly. Lineage: Eukaryota; Viridiplantae; Streptophyta; Magnoliopsida; Poales; Poaceae.
AUGAAGCUCUACAAUGAUUUGACUCAAUCUCAGAAGAAAAGAAUACGGGCGAUAUGUUUUGGUGGUCUCCUGAAGAUUGCUUCUAAAACCCUUCUUGCAGGUUUUGCAGACUGGUUGAUGGCUGAGUGCUAUGAUGCUGAUUCAUCGAAGCUGGUGUUUCCUGGUAGGGGAAGGAUUUCAGUCAAUGCUGAUUCAGUGUGUCGUGCUUUUGGUCUUCCAAACAAUGGUGAUGAAGUUAAGUAUGAGCUUGAUGUUGGUGCGAUCAACUUCAUCAAUGGUGAGUAUGGUAUUGAUGAAGGGACAACACCUACUAUUGAGACUAUAUUGGAAAGGUUGAAGGAGAAUAAGACAAGCAAUGAUGAUUUCCUAAGGUCCUGGCUGAUGAUAGCAAUUUCAACAUUCCUGUGUCCUCCAAGUGGCUUAGUUAUUAGCCCAAGGUGCUAUCCAGUCAUUGUGGAUCUUUCUUGCAUCAAGAAGUUGAAUUGGUGCCAGUUUGUUGUUGACUAG